UGUGUUUGAUGGUUUCCAGGAGAUGUGUUUGAUGGUUUUCCAGGAGAUGUGUUUGAUGGUUUUCCAGGAGAUGUGUUUGAUAGUUUUCCAGGAGAUGUUUGAUGGUUUUCCAGGAGUUGUGUUUGAUGGUUUUCCAGGAGUUGUUUGAUGGUUUUCCAGGAGUUGUGUUUGAUAGUUUUCCAGGAGAUGUUUGAUGUUUUUCCAGGAGAUGUGUUUGAUAGUUUUCCAGGAGAUGUUUGAUGUUUUUCCAGGAGAUGUUUGAUGGUUUUCCAGGAGAUGUGUUUGAUAGUUUUCCAGGAGAUGUUUGAUAGUUUUCCAGGAGUUGUGUUUGAUGGUUUCCAGGAGAUGUGUUUGAUGGUUUUCCAGGAGAUGUGUUUGAUGGUUUUCCAGGAGAUGUGUUUGAUGGUUUUCCAGGAGUUGUGUUUGAUGGUUUUCCAGGAGUUGUGUUUGAUGGUUUUCCAGGAGUUGUGUUUGAUGGUUUUCCAGGAGUUGUGUUUGAUGGUUUUCCAGGAGAUGUUUGAUAGUUUUCCAGGAGUUGUGUUUGAUGGUUUUCCAGGAGUUGUGUUUGAUGGUUUUCCAGGAGAUGUGUUUUAUAGUUUCCAGGAGAUGUUUGAUAGUUUUCCAGGAGAUGUGUUUGAUGGUUUUCCAGGAGAUGUUUGAUGGUUUUCCAGGAGAUGUGUUUGAUGGUUUUCCAGGAGAUGUGUUUGAUGGUUUUCCAGGAGAUGUGUUUGAUGGUUUUCCAGGAGAUGUGUUUGAUAGUUUUCCAGGAGAUGUGUUUGAUGGUUUUCCAGGAGAUGUGUUUGAUGGUUUUCCAGGAGAUGUGUUUGAUGGUUUUCCAGGAGUGUUGAUAUGAUAACUGAACUGGUUGAUCCGCUGUGUUUCAGUUCAGAGACUUCGAGGAGCCGAGCAUCUCUCACUUUGAGCUGCAAGGAAACACCGUGAUCGUAAUGGCCGACUCUGUUCCCUCGGACGACUUCCUGUGCGUUGGUUUCCGUAUCCGGGCGGGCUUCAGGGUGGGGGGGGCGAGCAAGUCACUGUUCAGCGUCUACGAGCCACAGGACAAAGGCAGUGAAUGCACCAGACAGUUUUCCUACCAGCAGCAGAAGCUGCAGCGCCUCUGUGUGGACGAGGAGUGCCAGUGCAUGACAGCUGCGUGCGCCGCCUACAGAGGAAGCACGGACCCCGCGAUGACCGUCAACAAGCGCACCGCGGAGACCUGCAGGCCGCACAUCACAUACGCCUAUCGGGUGACGGUGAAGUCUUCAGCUGCAGAAGGAGACUUCAUGUCCUACACAGCCACCGUAGAGGAAGUCCUGAAGAACACGGACAAACAGUUGGAGGCGGUGAGUUCAGGGUCUGAUGUGGAGCUGGUGAAGAAGGUGACUUGCAGCUCGAUGGAUCUCCAGAACAACAAACAGUACCUGGUGAUGGGAGCCAGCGGGUCGGAGGUCACGCUCAGCCGGGGCUUCAAGUAUCGUCUACCCAUGGACUCGGAGGCGCUGGUGGAUCUAUGGCCGACAGUUUGUAGUUCUCCCGAAUGUACGGACUACGUUUCCCACCUGGAGGACUUUGCUCUGGACCUGCAGUUAUCCGGCUGUCCCAACUCAUCGUAACUGCACUUUUUUAAUGUAAUACACGGGGAGAUAACAAAGGAUGAAUGUUAUUCGCUGACGAUGUAAACAGACUGUCAUCAUGUCAUGUGCCAAUAAAGGUUACAUAAUCAAACACA
Messenger RNA from Gymnodraco acuticeps, 1729 nucleotides. RefSeq names its product complement C5-like. The transcript is spliced from 7 exons. Bases 948 to 1613 code for a protein of 221 amino acids. Gene Ontology annotation, cellular component: extracellular region. The record is from RefSeq and is a predicted model, not a curated record. Gene Ontology annotation, molecular function: protein binding. NCBI's taxonomy places the organism in Eukaryota, Metazoa, Chordata, Actinopteri, Perciformes, Bathydraconidae.